Messenger RNA from Amyelois transitella, 841 nucleotides. Its product is annotated as intraflagellar transport protein 20 homolog. Gene Ontology annotation, cellular component: centrosome; cilium; Golgi apparatus. Gene Ontology annotation, biological process: intraciliary transport; protein localization to cilium; centrosome localization. NCBI's taxonomy places the organism in Eukaryota, Metazoa, Arthropoda, Insecta, Lepidoptera, Pyralidae. The transcript has 3 exons. Bases 35 to 430 code for a protein of 131 amino acids. The record is from RefSeq and is a predicted model, not a curated record.
UGAAUCAACAACUACAACUUCAUCUUUGCAAAUAAUGGCGGAAGAAUUACAGAAAGCACAUUUAUUUUACGAUGAUAUCAAUAAAAUAAGGGUGUUAGAGGCUUCCGUCCUCAAGGAAACAGAAGAUGUGAAAAAUACCUGUAAAGAUUAUGAAACAAAAGUACAGGAUUUCAAGAAAACUGUAAACUCGCUGCUUGAAAUGUUGACGGCUUUGGGUGACAAUGUAGAAAAGCAGAAGAUGGCUGCAAUAGGUGCGACAAACCACCUUAAAUCUAUAGCUAAAGAACGAGAAUCUGAACAGGCGAAAUUGCAGGCUGAAAUAAACGACAAAACUGUGAUUCUAGAGCAACUGGAUAGUGAAUAUGAUGCGCUGCAAAUCCUCGAGGCGACUCAAGUGGAGACAAUUGAAUAUCUCACACAACUUAGAUAAACAAAUUAUAUUUAUAAAUAUAACGUAAUAAACUGAUAAAUAUACUAAUUUAUAUAUUGGUUCCUGCACUUAAGAAUGGGGCCACCCCUAAAGACCUGCCUUGCCCACAUCUGCCGCAUUAUUUACGAAUAUUGACAAGGUUUAUCCUCCCUCUUUAUCUCCAUUCGUGAUUCGUCUAUCCAUUCGUGAUCUAUCCUGGAUUGUGGUCUAAGCCGGGUUUCUCCCCAUGAAGCACGCAAAUGAGAUGAAAUCUUAGGGAUUCUACUGAGACUAUCACCACAUCGACACACUAUAGAUACUUUUUUACCAACAAUUUCCUUAGCAGGAUGAUGGUAUACAUUUUGAUGUACAAGUACACGCUAUAUUAUUAAGCUUUAAAAAAUAAAAGAAUAGAAAUACAGUCUGUAAAAA